AUGUGUGCAACAAUCGAGGUUGAUUUAACACAUUCAAGUAGAAGCGUUGCUAGAGAGUUAGAUGUUAGCAAUGUUACUGUAACGGAGUAUCAGGUUAUACAAUUGUCCAGAAUACCAGAAAAAGACGCCCAAAUGGACAAUCCCGGCAAGAGACAUGGGAACGCACCAUACAAAAAUCUAGAAGAUGUAAAGGGGAAGUAUACUAUUCAAAAACAAAAACAUCCGAUGGUGAAAGUGAAAAACAAAUCCAAAAGACUGAAAACAACAAAGAAGCAAAUCAAAAAAGAAAAGAACGGAUCCGAAACAGUCUCAGAAAACGAUGACUGGAUUCCGAAAACGACUCCAAAGAAAAGAAACGUAGGUAGAAAAAAAUCUCAAGAUAAUACAGCAGACUCAGAAAAAAAGAAACCAGUGAAGAAACGUAAACCAAAGGUACAAAAUAAUGAGGUUGAAAAGAAGAUUAAGAUUAAAAAAGAAAAAGAAGAUGAUCCAGAAGAAAACGAUAUGAACGAGGAUCUAGAUUUUAGAUUUGAUAAUAGCGACUAUGACGAAAAUAAGUUUGAGUAUAUGUAA
Diabrotica balteata is the source of this 573-nucleotide messenger RNA. NCBI's taxonomy places the organism in Eukaryota, Metazoa, Arthropoda, Insecta, Coleoptera, Chrysomelidae. The record is from the annotation of a GenBank genome assembly.